Molecule: messenger RNA, 1110 nt
Organism: Humulus lupulus (European hop)
Lineage: Eukaryota; Viridiplantae; Streptophyta; Magnoliopsida; Rosales; Cannabaceae
Product: WAT1-related protein At5g64700-like
Exons: 9
Coding region: 1-1110 (369 amino acids)
Cellular component (GO): plasma membrane
Molecular function (GO): transmembrane transporter activity
Source: RefSeq, a predicted model, not a curated record
AUGGGGGAAGAGAAGUACUAUUUAGCUGUGAUACUAGCACAAGCAAUAUAUGCUGGCAUGGUUUUGCUUACCAAAGCCACCUUUAAUGGUGGUAUGAACUGUUACAUCUUCACUUUCUAUCGUCAACUAGUUGGAACUGUCGUCUUAGUCCCUCUUGCUAUGGUUUUCGAAAGGCGAAAUGGAACACCACUUUCUGUUGUUACCUUCGGCAAGAUUUUCAUGCUUGCCUUCUUGGGGUAUGUGACUCUUCCCCUUAAUGCUUCUAAUGUUGCACUUGCCUACACAACAGCAACAUUUGGUGCUGCUAUAUUGAACUGCCUCCCUGUUGCAACUUUUUUCUUGGCUCUUCUUCUACAGAUGGAGAAAUUAAACAUAAGGACAACAGCAGGGAUAGUGAAGGUUGCAGGACUAGGGGCGUGCAUGGCUGGUAUUGUGAUUCUUACCUUUUACAAAGGUCCUCAUUUGAAUCCCUUUUUCCACCAUCACCCCUUUGAGUAUCAUCACCCACAAGAAGAACAUCAAUCUCAUCUCUCUUCUAACAAAAGAUGGGUAAUUGGUUGUUUACUCUCUCUAUUUGGAACCUUUGCUUGGUCUUUGUCCCUUGUUCUUCAGGCUCGAAUCUUGAAAAUUUAUCCAGAAAGGCUAAGGUUCACAACCCUACUAUGCCUUUCAAGUACUGGUCAGUGUUUUGUAUUUGCUAUUACUUUGGAGAGAGAUCCUAGUGAAUGGAAGCUUGGUUGGAACAUUAAAUUACUCACAAUAGUUUACACAGUAAGCAAACAAGAGACCCUUCAUUACUUCUUUCAUUCAUAUAAUUUCAUUUUGUUAAGUGGAGAGGAGACAGCAGAAGAAUGCAGCAAUCAUCAUCAUCAUCACAAUCACGUACACAAUGCUGCUGUCACUAGUGUUACUAUUGUUUCCGAAGGAACCCUCGAUAUUGAUGAGACAUACAUUUCAACAUAUCAUAUUGGUCAAAAUUCAAUGAAAGUUUUCUACGCUGUUAAAGCUUUUCUGGAUGGCUGCCUCCAAGAGAAGAGGCAAGAUACUUUGUGUGCAAGCAAUCUUUCACGGGAGACUCUUAUUUUUGUCUGCAUUUUGCAAGUGAAAUAA